Molecule: messenger RNA, 2261 nt
Organism: Mus caroli (Ryukyu mouse)
Lineage: Eukaryota; Metazoa; Chordata; Mammalia; Rodentia; Muridae
Source: RefSeq, a predicted model, not a curated record
ACGGGAGGUGACUUGUGACUAUUUUCAUCAGGCAGCUGGUCACGAUCCCCUUGGGUUGCAUCGAGGCUCUGAACCACUUGUAUUUUGUUUUUUUGUUUUGUUUUGUUUUUUUAAACCCUGCUUCUUUCCAGUGGAAACACUGUGCUUGAAAGGAAAUUGUCUCUCUGAAGCAGACGUCAUGACAGGCUUCCUCCGGGUCUUCUUGGCUCUCAGUGCCACUCUCUCAGGUUCCUGGGUGACUCUCACAGCCACUGCAGGACUCAGCUCAGUGGCUGAACACGAAGACGCACUCCUCAGACAUUUGUUCCAAGGUUAUCAGAAAUGGGUCCGCCCUGUGUUGAAUUCCAGUGACAUCAUAAAAGUGUAUUUUGGAUUAAAGAUAUCUCAGCUUGUGGAUGUGGAAUGGACAGACCAAAAAUUACGAUGGAAUCCCGAAGACUAUGGUGGAAUUAAUUUGAUAAAGGUUCCAUCGGAAUCGCUCUGGCUGCCUGACAUAGUUCUCUUUGAAAAUGCUGACGGACGUUUUGAGGGCUCUCUCAUGACCAAGGCCAUUGUGAAAUCCAGUGGAACCGUCAGUUGGACUCCUCCCGCCAGCUACAAAAGUUCCUGUACCAUGGAUGUCACAUUUUUCCCGUUCGACAGGCAGAACUGCUCAAUGAAGUUUGGAUCCUGGACUUAUGAUGGUACCAUGGUUGACCUCAUUCUGAUCAAUGAAAAUGUUGACCAGAAAGACUUUUUUGAUAACGGAGAAUGGGAGAUACUAAAUGCAAAGGGGAUGAAGGGCAACAGAAGAGAAGGCUUUUACUCCUAUCCGUUUGUUACCUACUCUUUUGUUCUGAGACGCCUGCCCCUGUUUUACACCCUCUUUUUGAUAAUCCCCUGUCUGGGGCUAUCUUUUCUCACGGUCCUGGUGUUCUACCUACCCUCCGACGAAGGGGAAAAACUCUCGUUAUCCACCUCGGUUUUGGUUUCUUUGACAGUGUUUCUUUUAGUAAUCGAAGAAAUAAUCCCGUCUUCUUCGAAAGUCAUCCCUCUCAUUGGGGAGUACCUUCUCUUCAUUAUGAUAUUUGUCACACUGUCUAUUAUUGUCACGGUUUUUGUAAUUAAUGUCCACCACAGAUCUUCCUCAACGUACCGUCCCAUGGCCCCCUGGGUGAAGAGGCUGUUUCUGCAAAGACUCCCGAGAUGGCUUUGCAUGAAGGACCCCCUGGACCGCUUCUCUUUCCCCGAUGGAAAGGAGAGUAAGGGAACCGUGACGGGGAAAGUCCCAGGGAAAAAGAAGCAGACUCCUGCCAGUGAUGGAGAAAGGGUUCUGGUCGCUUUCCUGGAGAAGGCCUCUGAGUCCAUCAGAUACAUCUCGAGGCAUGUGAAGAAGGAACACUUCAUCAGCCAGGUCGUUCAAGACUGGAAAUUCGUGGCUCAGGUUCUUGACCGCAUCUUCCUCUGGCUCUUUCUGACAGCUUCGGUUUUGGGCUCUGUCCUGAUUUUUAUUCCAGCCUUGAAGAUGUGGAUACAUCGUUUCCAUUAGGAACCGCUCUCUGGAUCCAGUAGAAGACACACUUAGAGAGAAUCCCACCUUAGGACUGAGGGCUGCUGGCGUGUUCACAGAAAGGAGUUGCAUGCAAUAGUUGCAGUGCCCUUGCCUUGUCCCGGGAGCCUUCUGUGACGGGAGGAAACUGAGAAAAUGUGGGUUUGAGUUAGUGUGAUGGUGGCUGCCAUUAGAGAUGUAUUUGGGUAAUUCAGAGAAUUGAAUGUUGUUCAAUGUCUCCAUGUCAUGUUGUUGUGGGGGAGGCCCAGAAAUGCUCCAUCUGCCUAUCCCUGAACUACUGCAUCUGCCCAUCCCCCAGACUCCUACAUUUGCUCAUCCCUAAACUCUUGAUUUUGUCUAUCCACUGAACUCCUAGUAUCUUCCCAGCCCCUUGGCGACUUGUCUGCCCACUGGGGCCAUGUGGUACUUCUCUAGCAGUGUGGGUGAACACGUUUUGAUAACAGUUCCAGGAAUUACACAGGUACAACUCUUGCCACACAGGUCAAAGAUGCCACUUGUCAACAAAUGUCCCAUAAAUAGGGUCAUUUAAGAUGACCUUGAAUGACUAUGACAGUUCUCUAAGGCAGGGGUAAUUAGAAGUUCGUUCACUGCAUUGCAAACUUUUCUAAUGCACGUAGGAACUACACCAGAAAAACAGCCAUUAGCUAUUAGAACUGCAUUCAUUAAUGCAUGUCUUUUUUUUUUCCUCUUGGAAAAUUAAAAGUGUUGAAUG